ACAGUCGGCUGGAGGAAGACGCAGAAACGCCUGGAGCAAUGUGUACAACUUACCCUUGAGAGUAUUUUGGUAAGUUUCCUGUUCGCCCAGAUAAAUCGCAAAUCAGGCGCAUCUCGAGUCUUCUGCCAUGCAUGACAUCCUCUUAAGAUAGGGACUUCAACGCCAUUAUUAAAAGGUUAACAACAUUUUAGCUCGAAGCAAAAAGUAAUGCAAAUAGCUUAAUACCAAAAUCACUCAUGCACUGUUAGAGGGACUUGCAAACACUUUUAAUUACUUUCACAAUCGAUAGAAACGGUUUAUGAUUGGAUCAGCUCAUUACAUCUAAUCCCUGUGUACUUCACACUUUCAAACACCCCAGGAUGUAUGCUUGAUCACUCCCUGGGUAUUAAGAACUGCGCAGAAUAAGUGCUUCUCAUGGAGAGGAGUGAUGAACCAGUGUUCUUGUCAUCAGAGGACCAAGGAAUCAAUUUAAGGGAUUUGGUCUUCUGGUUAACUUGAAAAAAGCUGAAAGUUCUUGCCACAAUUUCAAAGAUUGCAGCGAUGCUUUGCAUAUUGGAGAACUAAGGUCCACACCACCAAUAAACUAAUGGCUGGGGAUGACCAGGUCGAAACGUAUUCAGUGUAAGCAUUCUGAUUCCGCAUCCAUGUCAUGCAGUAGGUACAACCGGGCCCUUUCUUUGUCCUUAAAAAUGUCCGGACUGGACACGUCAGCCUGCAGGUAAAUAUAGGGAGUUCAACUGCUUUUAUGACUCAUUACCAGGUGUUGAAGUUUACUUGUAAACUUUUGAAUGCAAUUCUUUAACAAAAUUUUGAUUUGUCACUGUUGCAAAAUUAACAGAGCGUCUUGGUUUUCAACACCAUUUCCUUUCUGGUGGGCAUUAAAUUUUUAAUAUUUCUUUUUAAAAAAUUCAAGACACUUUUAUCAAAGUUUUGGAAAAUUUCAUGAAACAGCUGACUAGGGAAAUUAAGUAUAAGUUACUAUUGUUGUUCAAUUUUCAGCUGGGCAACCACCAGACAAUUACAAGCGAAUUAAUCCAAAGCUCUUUGGAUAGCACACAUUUACCAUCAAUCUUUACAGACUGUCCACCACGUAUCUCACUGGAGUUAAUCGAAGAUGCUUCAUGUUGCAAAAUUACAUCGCUACAACAAUCAGUAAGACAGUUGGUAAGUUGGUUAGAACAUUGAUCAGCCAGACAGCUGUUUAGACAGUCAGUAGCACAAACAGACAUUUUCUUUAUUUGUUACCACUCAGCCCAGGCCUGUUAGUGAAAAAAUCAGGCAUUCCAGACAAUAGAGGUAGCACUUAUGUCCUUACACAAAGCACCUUUAUUUUUUAAACUGUCUUUGUCCAUUAAUUUUAUUUCAGAGAUAAGAAUGAUGAACUUAUAACCUUAAAAAAGGAGCUAUUGGCCAGCUAAAAAAGUAUCCAUGGCUACUAACAAGAAGUAAGUAACCAAGAGAAGAACUCAGUAGAUGCUGUGUGAAUUUACUAGACAAGUGAAUAACUCACCAUUUUUUGUUACAAUAAACAGGGAAACCCUGUCUGGUUCUUCAAUUUAGAAGAGGCAGGCUCAUUUUGUUUUCCUUUUUUAUAUUUCUCCAAUGUUCAGAACAACACCCUGUCUCAGUGCAUGGCUCAACUUUGGGGAGGGAGAGGGGCAUAUUCAGUGAGAACAAAAAUGUGAAGAGUGAAUGUAAGAGAUUUGGAGAACAUUCAAGAAAAAUGGUUUCCAUUUCAUCGAUUUGGGACUCCUCGUUAGCUCUAGUGGCGGGAAAUUGCUAGGCACGUACAUACACGUUUUGGAGCCAUGGUUCAGGAGAAAAUUAGAGAUUUCAAGGAGAGAAAGAGAGAAGACAAUCAAUAGAGGAAAGAAGUGUUACUUACAACAUUCCAAGGUUUUAAAAAAGCUUUGUACCCAUUGGGUUUUAAGAGCAAACAACGGAUGAGUCAAAACUGCGCGCAUUAUUUCACAGGAACGUAUCUUGCCGCUAAUAUGUUGUACCGGUGGUGAAACUAUUGGACGGGUCACCAUAAUGGGUCACCAUUCUAUCCAGGACAUUUCCUAAGACCUCUCUGGUAUAGAUAAUAGAAUAAGAAAGAAAAGGAUAAGGUUCUUUCACACCUUAUUGAAACUGUCUAGGUUUAUAGCGCCUUGAUACAUGCAAGACAAGUUAUCAAGACUUUGAUCAGGGUGACAUGAUUGUUUGCUGAAAGAAACUUGCAAAUAUCUUAAUUGAAUUAAUGUACGGUGACCCGUGUACAUGUCGAGUUUUACGCUUUUUUUGUUGAGGUUUUAAGGAUAGGUAUUGUCCUCGUUUGAUAUGAUUCAUGUUUUGUACCUCAACUCCCACAGUUUGGUUUAUAGCUAUUCAGGAACGUGUAUAUUUGGGGUAAAGAAUGAGAACCCAUAUCACUAUUUAGCGCAAGGCCAAAUUAACAUACAUAUAAAAAACUUAAAAGUUGUUGAUUUCACAGCGGUAGCCUGGAAUAUCUAAGAAACGUUUUUGCAUUGGACCAAACACUAUUGUAGAACGCCCUUUUCAGCGCUUGUAGUCAAUAGUAUCUUAAGAAAAUUAGAAAGCAGGAUACUGUUCUCGCUGAUAUGUCUUGAGAAUAAUCCUGGCUUGUUACAUUUUCCAGUUUGGAGGAAAAGUUUCCCCUUUCUCUCGAAAUGACUUAUUUGCUGUUUCAGUUGUCUUUUGCCUCUUGCCCUUAACCCAUUCGCCCCUGAACCGCCCGUAACCGCCCGUGCGGAUCCAGGUCCUUUCUACCCAUUGUGACGUCAUCAGUUUUAACGGUCAAGGACAACUUUCUUCACUAACUUGUGCAGAGUGAAGAGAUCUUUCAAACCAUACCAGAAUGAGCACAAUUCAGUCAAGGACACCGGAGAAACAAGCAAAAAACCACGUGACAUUGACCUGAAAAUCUCCAUGAAAAUCUUGUCCCAUUACCCACCUACCUUUCCUUUCGCCUAAUCCUAAGAUCCUAAAAGCUUUCCUAAAAACUCUUCCCACCAAAAUCAAGCCUACUAAAUGCCCAGCAAGAGAAAAAAAAAAUGAGGCAAGAAAAGCAAAAAAAGAAGGGAGGAGAGAAAGCGAAAAGUAAAAGUCAAGACUGCUGUGUCACUUUUAAACCCAAAAACUAUGUCGAAAUUUUGCUUUCUGCGCAUGCCCGAACUUCGCAAGCUGAUAUUUUGCAUCUGGAUCGGAAGACCGCGAAGUGUUCGACCUGUAAACCAGUUUGUGGUAAGUUUUAGCUCUUUAUAGCACGACAGUGACCAGAAAACCACUCGACUAGCUUCAAAACGCGUUUUUCGGCAAAAUCUCUAGGAGCGAAUGGGUUAACUUAGAAAGGCAUACCUUUGGGCCUUCUUCCUUAUUACACUCUUUCUUGGCAAAGAGGCCUUCUUUAUUAUUUUCCACACAUUUUCUCCAGAAAUGUGGCACCUUCAAGUGACUCUCCGCAUGUGAAAGCCCUGAAUUUUACGCAGAUAGUAUGCAACAAGCUAUUGUCAUGCUAUCAAUCGCCCACUUGAAAGCUAUUUGUGUGCAGUUUAGUGCACACUUAGUUGUUCUUAUUUUCCAAUACUCUACUCCUAAAAAAAAUUUUUGCAAACUGGACAUUAUGUUAUGGUAUUAUGCCACAAUAACUCAGUUCACUGCUAUAGAAACACUCGGGAAACAAUGGAUGGCCCAACAAACCAAAAGCCCGUAGUUGUGACCGACGUACCGAUUAACCUCCAUAUUUGUCAACACGCCUUUAAAUUCCUCCGCGACACACUCUCAGACAAAACUAUUUGGGACACUCAAACCAAACGCUGUUUUUUUCCUUCUUGUGCUCCCCUUGUCCCUCUCAAAGUUUUUUGUUGCGGUUCAGUCACCAAAUCUUGUACACCGACAUUGAGGGGACAGGGAGAGACAAAAGUGUCCCAACAAUUUUGACCAACACUGUAGUCCGUUGAGUAUCUUGAACACACAAGUAACCUCCCUUAGGUUAAGAUGAUCUUUGACAGAGAGCCACCCGAGCUAAUGUACAGCAGGAGAAACGUAAUGGUAUUUUCUUUUAUUUAACAAAAUUCAUGCAGCAAAAUUCUGUAGAAGCUGUAAUUUAACAUGUUCCGUUUAGAAGUGCCACCACAUGGUGGAGAAAUACAAAAGUUUACCAAAUUCUAAGGAGUUUAACAUGAUAAGCAACAGUGACCUAGAAAAGAGAUGUUUGAUCUUAUUAAUCCUAUAUAAGGUAACCAACAACGUGGACAGUAAUGCUGCCAUGUGUUCUUGAACGAUAAGUUGGAAUCUAAUAGUAUGCCCAAGUCCUUUACAUAGGGCUAAGGCACAAGUUCUUGGCCUUAGUAGGAUAUAAAAUUAUGAACGUCUGCCACCUUCAGCACUAACUGCCGGGCCCCAAAGAGGAUGGUCUGGUUCUCUGGAGAGCUCAGUGUAGAGGUGCAAAGGGGCGGGUUCAUGUGUUCUUUGGGUCCGUCCACAUUAGUUCCCUCUCAUACAGUGGCCUGCAUUUCCUUUGUUUUUUCUGGGACAUGGCCGUGACACUGCUGCAUGCGCCUUUCGACAAAAUUUCCUUGAAUACGAGUUGCAGCAUUCAGUCCUAAUUAAUUAUAAUAGUAAUGAUGUUUAUAUACUUAUAUAGCACUAUAUCCAUAAAAAUAAUGUCUUAUAGUGCUUCAGAGCGAUAAAAACCUGCCUUAUAACAUUAGAAUGGCCUACAAAAAGACUCUUAAGUAUUAAAAGAAAAUAGAAAAACAAAACUUACAAAUGUUAAUAAAAACUAGAACUAAAACCUGGAGCUAGAAAAGGCUAGAAAAAAAGAUACAGCUAUUUAACAUACAUGAUAUUAAUUUGAAGAGGACUCGGAAAAAAAAUCCGAGUCCCAGAUGGGAUUUGAACCCACGACCCUCCGUGAUCUAGUCGGAUGCUCUAACCACUUGAGCUACUGGAGACUCUAUGGUGAGCAAGGGCCAAUUUGUGGGUCUCGACUGGAACCGCAUCACGCGGCUACACAGCCAAGUAAUGAUAGGCACACAAGAAGUGAAGAACUCACUAACAGCAUCGCGCUGUCACCUUAAAGCAUAUCAAAGAUGCGGCCAACCAACCUCCAAAGUGAGUAUAUUAAAGAUGAAACAACAACAACAUGAUAUUAACUUGAAGAGGACUCGGAAAAAAAAUCCGAGUCCCAGAUGGGAUUUGAAUCUAAAACUACAGCCUAGAGCCAAAAACUUUACAGCAGACUAAGAUAAUUAUAAAAUAAUAAAUAAUGAAGGCUUCGGAGGAUAAUUGUUCCCUUCCUUAAACGAGAAAUGUUAGAUACUGUCAAUUUUCAUUUUAUACCCUUAACCUACUGACACUCCAAUGGGACCCUGAUUCCAACCUUCAACCUGUGAACCUGACAUUGUUCCACGUUGUCAAUCAAGAAAACAGCACUGACAAACUUGCCCAAUAGGAUCUUCUGCUCGAGUUACCUUACGUUUUCGUCACCUCUCAUUUAUUCUUGACAAAAAAAUGAAGCACUUGGUAAGGGUUGUAUUUACCUGACUGAAAGGAUACGGUUACCUUCAUACUAACCUUCUUUACAAAAACAUGCAAUCUGAAUGGGACCUAUAAGAUGGAAAUAUUUCUUCUAUACCUAACUCCACAGCAGGCCUAAUGAAGCUAUCAGUGGCACAUCUAACAGCUAUUCUUCGAGCCCAUGAUGUUUUGGAGGAUGGUUCAAAAGAUGAAUUAAUUGCUCGCAUUGGACUGCUCAAGGCAGGUCACCAGAAGCAGCUUUUUCCCUGUGAACGUUUAUGUAUUCUUCAUCUCAUUGCAGCAGCUAGGGAAAUUUCUCAAAAUCAAGCCACUUUCAUUUCCUGGUAUCAUCACACGAGAUCAUUUGCAAAGGGCAAAACUAAAACACUGACCACCCAAACCGGUUGUGUCCAUGGUUUGUUAAAGCAGAGGAAACCUACAAUCGAUGUAAAUUAGUCAAUGCAUGAUCCACACAGUGAUUGCCAUAUUAGAAAACAAACUAAAGGAGCAAGAUGAAAAGUCGCAUUUAACUGUUUUAGGAGAAACGGCAAUUAAUCCUUUCAAAAAGGAAACAUUGAGUGCGAAGCUUUCAAAAGGUUAGCAGAAUGAAUUCACCAAAAAUGUUCGAAGAUCUCAAAGAAAGAGGAAGCUGCCAGCAAAAUUACAAGAUUGUGGUGAUUCUCCUAAUUUUCUAACACAUGUUGGGACGCUUGUAGGUGUUCUUUGGACUGAGAAAGAUCUUGAAGGGACCAACUGGGAUCCUGGAUGGUACUAUGGGGAGGUGCAACGAUACGAUGAAAAUGACGACCAAGUUUUUGUGUUUUAUCUGAAAGACCUUGCUGUACAUAGCUUAAAUGUAGCUGAGGCUUUUGCCGAUGGCAUAACUCGUCCACCAGAAAACCUUUGA
This is a messenger RNA of Porites evermanni, 6430 nucleotides long. NCBI's taxonomy places the organism in Eukaryota, Metazoa, Cnidaria, Anthozoa, Scleractinia, Poritidae. The record is from the annotation of a GenBank genome assembly.